GAAUAAAGUUCUCAUGUGAAUAUUUAUCAAUUAUAGUUACACCCAGAUAAAAAAAAGUGUUAAUUGAUAGAGAUCAUUUUUACAACUCUCAUCAAAUGUGUGUAUGAAAUAGCGUUGAUCAUUUAGUUGUGAUGAUUUUUGAUCAGUCUUUUAAUCAACACCAUAAAUCCGAAUCUGGUAAACAGUCUUAAUCCUUAAAUAAAUUGUCACCCAACAAGAUCUCAUUAACAGCCUUUCAAUGUGUAAAAUGUCUUAAUAAUUGAUCAACAAUUGGCUCUAUUUACCGAGCAAUACUGACAACCACAAUGAUCAGUGAAAUAUCAACCUUAUGCCUAUUCUCCCUUCUUUGUUUUGGUAAACAGCGGAUCAAGCCAACUAACGCCACUCAAUGUGAAGAGUAUACUUAUCUUGGUGAUAAAAUAAGUUUAAAUUGUAACAGUGGUUCUCUCCUUCAACCGUACAAGGAUCUGAAAAUACAUGCUUUAGCCAUCAAUGGAACACCUUCUGACCAUCAACAAACCUUGGCAGACGUCAAUUUUAACCAUCUUAUUAUACAAAAUGCCAAUUUUAUUGGCCCAACAGAAAAGUUGUCAACCCCUGAAACAGUAAUUGGCCAUGAAUCGUUGACUAUCGUUCGAUCUUCAAGCAUUGCUCUUUGGUCCUGGGCAGAGUUCAAUUUUAAACACAUUUAUUUUGAGGAUUGCCUGUUGAACUCGAUUGAUGAUAAAAGCUCAUUCAAAGUGGUUACAAACCAAUUUUUACCCAACACUUUAAAAUCUCUAUCAAUGAUCAACUGCCGCAUCUUUAGUAUAGGACAAGGCGCUCUUGGUUUCCUUAAUUCAAUUCAAACACUGACCAUUACUCACAACCAUUUAACAACCUUCUCUCGACUUGCAUUACCCUCAGAAGCGCCAAACCUUUGGUCGAUCGAUCUGAGCAACAAUAAAUUGGAAAGCCUGGCCGAUUACUUUACUCACAAUUUACCAUCACUAAAAGAGUUAAAUUUACGCAACAAUCAACUGUUAGUUCUUCCAACAAACUUUUUCAAUCCCAUGCUUUCAUUGUCAAUGAUUGAUCUAGAAGAUAACGCCUUAAAUUGUGAUCAAUUUUGUUGGAUUUUUACCGAUGUUUCAGCCCCUCGCCCAAUGUUACUUGAUUCAACCAGUUGUAUAAUGCCAAAUAAACAAUCGGUCAUUUUAGCAUGGAGUUCAUCUGAUUCAAUAGGAUGCACCAAUAAUCGAGCAAAAAGAUGUGCAAACGACACAUCGACGGUGAACGACUAAUAGCAUGGGUUUUAAAAUACCCAUCAAAUUUAAAUGUAAUGUUAAAUCUCUAUGAAAUUAACUUAAUUGAACAUUUUUUCUCGGCUGAAUAGACUGCUGGCUCAACAUUCGAGCCUAAUAGACUUUUAUCAAUGGUUAUUAUUAAAUAUUGGUUCAUAGCACAGGUACUAACAAUAACAGCUACUGUUUAAGAGAUUAUCAAUUUGUAAAACUUUUUUUAUCACAUGUGCUUGUCAGAACCAAACUGCAAUGGUCAUAUUCAAUAACUAUUGUAUCAAAUAAAACUCGCAAGUUAGUUUGAUGAACUAUCAGCUACUUGUUACGAAUGUCUAA
This is a messenger RNA of Tetranychus urticae (two-spotted spider mite), 1616 nucleotides long. RefSeq lists its product as uncharacterized. NCBI's taxonomy places the organism in Eukaryota, Metazoa, Arthropoda, Arachnida, Trombidiformes, Tetranychidae. Gene Ontology annotation, molecular function: protein binding. The record is from RefSeq and is a predicted model, not a curated record.